Molecule: messenger RNA, 3912 nt
Organism: Clupea harengus (Atlantic herring)
Lineage: Eukaryota; Metazoa; Chordata; Actinopteri; Clupeiformes; Clupeidae
Gene: syk
Product: spleen tyrosine kinase
Biological process (GO): protein phosphorylation; intracellular signal transduction
Cellular component (GO): cytoplasm
Molecular function (GO): non-membrane spanning protein tyrosine kinase activity; ATP binding
Source: RefSeq, a predicted model, not a curated record
AGUCUCUUCAAAACUAAAUGUAUCUACGUAAUAUAGUAUGCAUUAUAUUAUAUAUAAUAUUAUAUAGUAUACAAUUAAAUAAACAAAACAACAAUUAUAAUAGGUUUAUGAAUGGUCAAUAGAGCAGCAUACGAUGAAUUUUAAAACUGCCUGGUCUUCCACUCUGCGCAAACGUGAUGUAGACUAAGCACGUGCCAGUCGGUUUGCUAGUCUGCUCGGCUGCCCGCGCGACGCCUAUAGGCUAGGAGUCUGGUAUCCCCACGAAACUAAUAUUCAUGGCUUGAUUAUCCAGCAACUGUUAAACGUCAUAUGCUAAGUCAGCAUUCUUAUCGAAUGUAAGGGAGGGCGAAACAGCAGGUGACAACGAGAUUUUUUUAAAUAUAUAUUCUCCCACUCGUCUCGCGCUGGUUUAUGGGAUUCUAUCACUAUCUACGCCGUCAAACUAGACAUCCGACUGGUUUUCUAAUAACUAAAUUCGAAAUCCCAAUUAUAGAUGAUACAGAUGAGAAGGUCACGAACACAACAUGACAUCCUGGCACAGGGAAUAUCGCCUAUUCAAACACAAAAGGAGGCCGGUGAAUGAAUCAUUGUGCGGCAGCUUGAGACAGCGAAAAGGUUCCGCGGCGGCACAAGCAAUGGCGGACAAGGUGAACAAGCUGCCCUUCUUCUACGGCAACAUCACCCGCGAGGAGGCCGAGGACUACCUGAAGCAGGGCGGCAUGGGCGACGGCCUGUACCUGCUGCGCCAGAGCCGCAACUACCUGGGCGGCUUCGCCCUGUCGGUGGCCUCCGGUCGGCAGGUGUACCACUACACCAUCGAGAGGGAGCUGAACGACACGUACGCCAUCGCCGGCGGGAAGUCGCACCGCAACCCGGUGGAUGUGAUCGACUACCACGCGCAGGAGGCGGACGGCCUCAUCAGCCUGCUGAAGAAGCCCUUGAGCCGCCCCAAGGGUAUGGAGCCAAAGGUCGGGGCCUUCGAGGACCUCAAGGAGCUGCUGAUCCGGCAGUACGUGAAGCAGACGUGGAACCUGCAGGGACAUGCUUUAGAGCAGGCCAUCAUCAGCCAGAGGCCGCAGCUUGAGAAGCUGAUCGCCACCACAGCCCAUGAGAAGAUGCCCUGGUUCCACAGCGCCAUCACGCGGGAGGAGUCCGAGCCCCGUCUCCAGAAAAGCCCGCGCACCAACGGCAAGUUCCUGAUCCGUCAGCGCGACACCAACGGCUCCUACGCCCUCUGCCUCCUCCACGAUGGCCAGGUGAUGCACUACCGCAUCGAUAAGGACAAGGCUGGGAAACUCUCCAUUCCGGACGGCAAGAAGUUUGACACCUUGUGGCAGCUGGUGGAGCACUACUCCUACAAGCCGGACGGGCUCCUGCGAGUCCUCACCGAGCCCUGCACCCGGCCAGAGGGAGCGUCCAACGAUAUAGGCCGACCUUCUCUACCACGCAACCAUCCUGUGCCGGGGGGAGCCACAGCUGGAAUUCUCUCCAGAAUCAAAUCCUACUCCUUCCCCAAACCUGGCUCCAAAAAGAAUGGAAACGCCUCUCGUAGCAAAACAACAGACUCAGUACCAAAUCACAAUACUUAUGAAACUAGGGUCCCAAAUACAACUGAUGCCAUGCCCAUGGACACGGAGGUGUAUGAGAGUCCGUAUGCAGACCCGGACGAGCUGCGGAAGACCCACGUGGAACGAAGUCAGCUCUUCCUGGAGGACAGCGAACUGGGUUCUGGGAACUUCGGCACCGUUAUGAAGGGCAUAUACACGAUGAGGAAGACUAAGAAGCCGGUGGCGGUGAAGAUCCUGAAGAACAACGACAACAACGCCGCGGUGCACGAGGAGAUGCUGCGUGAGGCCAACGUCAUGCAGCAGCUGGACAACCCCUACAUCGUGCGCAUGAUCGGCAUCUGCGAUGCGGAGAACCUCAUGCUGGUCAUGGAGCUGGCAGACCUGGGCCCGCUGCACAAGUACCUGCAGAGACACAAAUUGAGCGUCGCCAUUAAGAACAUCACUGAGCUGGUGCACCAGGUCUCCAUGGGGAUGAAGUACUUGGAGGAGCACAAUUUCGUCCACAGGGACCUGGCUGCCCGAAACGUGCUGCUGGUCACCCAGCACUACGCCAAAAUCAGCGACUUCGGCCUCUCCAAGGCCCUCACAGAGGAGGAGAACUAUUACAAGGCCAAAGGUCACGGGAAGUGGCCGGUCAAGUGGUACGCCCCAGAGUGCAUGAACUUCUUCAAGUUCUCCUGCAAGAGUGACGUGUGGAGCUUUGGGGUCCUCAUGUGGGAGGCCUACUCCUAUGGCCAGAAACCCUACAAGGGAAUGAAAGGAAACGAGGUCAUCCAGAUGAUCGAGAGUGGACAGAGGUUGGAAGCGCCAGCCAACUGCCCCACAGAGAUUUAUGAGCUCAUGAAAAAGUGCUGGACAUACAAGCUGGACGAGAGGCCGGGCUUUGCAGUAGUGGAGCCAAGGUUGAGGGAUUACUACUACGACACACAGUGAUCCCCUGCCAGUGAGACUUAACUGGACCAUGUGAGGAGAAAUCCAAAGUUCAUACAAGAUUUAAAGAUCUACUUCCAUUUUUUUUUUUACGUCUUUAAAAAAUGACAGCAGUUGUGAGGGAAAGAAAAGAAACUUCCUGUAGUUAAGUAGAGUUUAAAGGAUGACUGUUAAGAUGAUAAAGGCAAUAAAUAUGAUGUAUUUUUUUGUUAUGGCAGUUCACACAAUUGAAUUUUUCCUUAAAUGUUAAUUAUUGUCAUAUGAUGUACGAUUAUUUUUACAGCAUUUUCCUUUUCCCAUGCUAACUUUCAGUACUUUUUCAUAAUUCAUAAAAAUCCUGCCUUUAAGGCUUCCCCUAGAUGCUUGUGUCACUUCCUUGUAGCAGAGCAAUUUACAAUUCAAUAUGUAAUGUUUUAUACAUGCACAUCUUCACAUCAGAAUAACAUUAUGGGUUUUCUUACAGAACUGCAGUACAUAUAUAUGCAAAUUUGAGUCUUUCUGGCUUCUCUUCCUGACAUUAAAUAUGUUAUGCAAACAUGAGGCACUUUGCUCGGUUUCAGCUGCAAUGUCUGCAUUUGUUUUGGUAUUAAUAAUAUAUUGCAAUAAAAUCCUGUGCACGUGUUUAUGUGCCACUCGCAACUAAGAAGUUUAACACCGAGGAAACAUAUGCAAGAUUAACCCACCAAGAUCUUACUGAGACAGGUGGACUGUCGGACAAUUACAUCCUAAAUAAAAUGACGGAUGGGACAGCUAUACACUCAUUGUGAAGAAGUGUUGAUGGCAAAGUGUGCGUUACUUGUUACAAAGUUUCAAUUUUUGUAUAAUUUUAUAUUUGUAACGGAUGCAGUCAAACAUUAGAGCUGGAACAGUCUGUUUAACUGCAGGAGCAAUUUGAAUGCUAAAAUAAUUCUGUUUAGAGAAACAAGGAUAAUCUUUACCGUAAUACAAAUUUGGUGUUGAUGGUAUGAAGGGAAAGCAUUACAUCCAUACCAUAGAAAUGACACUUAAGGUGUUAUGCUAUUUUGCUUUAAAGUGUGAAUACAUGAAAUUGACAUGGUUGUGGACGCUGAGUGGGUUUAAAAGUAUAAUAUCUUAAAAUUACAUAAUUGGAUUGAACGUUAUAAUUCUAAAUUUGAUUUCGGGAGCAUGUAUUGCAGUGGCUUAUUUGUCAGACACAUUUGUCCAUAACAACAUAGUGUCGGGUAAGGUCUACAUGUCAAGUGGAUCCCCUGAGACCCGAACCCAGAAGCUCGGUGUGAUCGGUACCUCUUGGGCUGCACUGCUUUGGAUGGGUUAUUCAUUUCGUCUUUGACCUUUGAACCCCUGGCUUCCACAAUCUGACCACGCUGUGCAAGUGAAACUGUGAAUGCAAAAAAUAUUAAAUGAUUAAAUACACUCGACUGAUGAUUUCUAA